UAUAUUCAAUAAGAUUUGAUUCAAGUCAAUUUUUGUUUUCUCCUACAAAUCAUAACACAUAAAACAUUUAAUCAAAUCAAAUCAAUAGAUCGAUUAAUUAUUUUAAUUAUUGAACAGAUAACAAUGAAAGUAAAAAAAUUUUUCGAUAGUAUUCGACGUUUAUCGUCAUCAUCACCAUCAUCAUCAACAACAACAUUUAAUCAACGAAGAUUAUCAAUGGCUUCGAUACAAUCAAUGCCAUCGAUUCGUGUUAUACGUGGUGGUUAUAAUAUUGAUCUACAAAAAGUUGAUUCAUCAUUUACCAAAUUACAUAAAGCAGUUUAUUUAAAUAAUGUUGAUCGUGUACGUAAACAUUUACGUACAAUUAAUGUUAAUUCAAUGGAUAAUUUUAAACGUACACCAAUGCAUUAUGCAUCAUGUAAUGGAAAUUUAACAAUAAUUAAACAAUUAAUGUCGACCGGUGCAAAUCUUGAUAUACAGGAUUGUGAUGGCCGUACACCAUUAAUAAAAGCUGUUGAAUGUUGUCAUAAUGAUAUUGUACGAUUAUUGGUUAAUGCCGGUGCUAAAGUUGAUCUUGCCGAUAAUGAACAUGGUAAUACGGCAUUACAUUAUUCAUUACUUAAUGAUAAUCUUGAUGCUGCCCUAUAUAUUAUUAGUAAUGCUAUGAAUAUUGAUUAUAAUAAACGUAAUCAUAAAAAAGAAACCUAUCUACAUUUGGCUGCCAAAGUUAAAAGUCUUUAUCGUGUAAUUGAACCAUUAAUUGGUAAUGGUAUCGAUAUUGAAGCUGUUGAUGAAUUUGGACGUAAUGCAGCACAAAUAGCUCAAUUACAUGAUAAUCGUGAUUCAUUUGCAUUAAUUACUGCCUAUAUUCAAGCUAAAAAUAGACCUUGUGAUGAUAAUAGUGCCUUUGAUGAAGAUCUUGAUGGUGAUCCUGGUACUAAUGAAAUUGAAUUACAACAAAAACAACAUCAACAUCCACAUACACAAAGAUCAUUAUCAACAAAUUUAUCGGAUAAAUUUUCAAUACAAUCAAUGCCGCCCUCUUGUAGCCAACAAUCAAUUCAAUCAUCAACAUCAUCAUCGUUCAUAGCAAAAAGACCGAAUAGUGAAAAAUCUAAACGACCGGAUGAUGAUGAUGCUGAAAAUGAUAAUGAAAAGAAAACAAUUAACGAAACAGAUUCAACGAUUGAUCGUCGUUUAUUACGUUAUCAUCGAUAUUCAGGUUAUUUUGAAAAUAAAGAUUGGAAAUUAAAUCAACAGCUACAAUUACAAUCUAUUAAUAAUGAUGAUAAUGAUCAACAAAAACAACAACAAGAUAAAUCAUCAUCAUUAUCAUCAACACCAUUAUAUGAAAAGAGUAAAUCACAUAAUCAAACACGAUCAAGUUAUUAUGAUCCAGUAAUAUCAUCAACAUCAAAAUUGAAAAAAACAUUUCAACAACGUCAAUCAUUUACAAAUUUAAUGAUGAUACAAUCAUUAGAUGAUCAAGAUAAUGAUAAUAAUGAACAUAUUUAUGGUAAUGUUUCAAUACCGACGUCACCAACAACACCCCCGCCACCACCACCACCACCAAGAAGAUCAUCAUUAACAAAUCAUGGUAGUAAUAGUAGUAGCAAUGAUAGUGUUAUUCUAAAUUCUAUUGUACCGGAAGAUGAAAUUGUUACAAAUUUUACCGCUACUACUACUACAACUACUACAACUACUAUCGCUAAGGCUGCUAAUAAUAAUUUAGAAAAUAUAUCCGAUUUUGAUGAAAUUAUUGAUAAUGAUAAAGAUAUCAUUAUAAAUAAUGAUAUAUUAUUGAUGAAUGAAUAU
Molecule: messenger RNA, 1815 nt
Organism: Dermatophagoides pteronyssinus (European house dust mite)
Lineage: Eukaryota; Metazoa; Arthropoda; Arachnida; Sarcoptiformes; Pyroglyphidae
Molecular function (GO): protein binding
Source: RefSeq, a predicted model, not a curated record